Molecule: messenger RNA, 5717 nt
Organism: Hemibagrus wyckioides
Lineage: Eukaryota; Metazoa; Chordata; Actinopteri; Siluriformes; Bagridae
Product: neuropilin-1a-like
Exons: 15
Coding region: 364-2799 (811 amino acids)
Source: RefSeq, a predicted model, not a curated record
GCACAAUGAGGGCAGCAUCCUGUCAACAGAGGGAUGGGGGAGCGCGAGUGCGACACUCAGCUGAACACGCUCUAGCCUUUGUCCAGGUGGUUUGAGCACUGUUGUCCCUGAAAUCUGCUAAACACCACGCCGGGAACUUGAGUGAUAGCAAAGACUUUAUACUUGGGAGUGAAGUACCUGCUCCUCUUGUUAUUUUGACGGCUUGAUCGGACUGGCAGGAUGCGUACGAGCUCAGUGGCUCUCUGGUCGGAGACUUCAAGUUAAGCUUCAAGACCUGAAACUGCGAGGAUUCCAACAGAUUAUCUCACAGUCUUAGAUUUGGUAACAGACCCUUGAAGUUUGUGUUCUAUCCCACUUUUGAGGAUGUACGUGGCGUUGCUAAUUGUGUCUCUAGUGGGACUGUCUUCAUUUGCUGUUUUAACCCAGAUCGACUGGACAUGCGGCGGUAAUAUCACAAUUACAAGUGCAGGGUACCUGACAUCACCAGGCUAUCCUUCUGGGUACCCGCCUUCGCAGCAGUGCAUGUGGCUCAUAAGUGCUCCCGACCAGCACCAGCAUAUCCUUGUCAACUUCAAUCCACACUUCGACCUUGAGAGCCCUGAGUGCAAGUAUGACUUUUUGGAGGUGUAUGAUGGGGACAGUGAGAAGGCAAGUCUAGUAGGGAAGUACUGUGGUAAGAUUGCUCCAUCCCCAAUAACCUCCAGUGGAAAUUUCCUGCUGAUCAAAUUUACCUCUGACUACGAGACCACUGGUGCUGGUUUCAGCAUCCGCUAUGAGGUGCACAGAACAGGCACAGAAUGUUCCAGAAAUCUCACUGCUUUAAGUGGGUUGAUCCAAACACCAGGCUUCCCUGAUAACUACCCCAACAACCUGGAGUGUACAUUCAUCAUAUUUGCACCAAAGAUGUCAGAGAUUGUGUUGGAGUUUGAGAGCUUUGACAUGGAACCUGACAACACAGGACCAGCUGGAGCCUCUUGCCGAUUCGACUAUUUGGAGAUCUGGGACGGAUACCCAACAGUUGGUCCUCAUAUUGGAAGGUACUGUGGUUCAAGUAGUCCAGGCCGGGUUGUGUCAUACACUGGCAUUUUGUCCCUCUCCAUUCACACAGACAAUGCCAUCACAAAGGAGGGAUUCUCAUCCAAUUACAGGAUCCAGUCCAACCAUGAGCCAAACCCUGAGGAAGCCAAUGAGUGCCUGUCUCCUUUGGGAAUGGAAUCUGGGGAGAUAAGUGAUGACAGAAUUGCCUCGUCAUCUCAGUACAAUCCCAGCUGGUCUCCCUUCCGUUCACGAUUAAACUACCACGACAAUGGCUGGACACCAUCAGAGGAUUCUGCCAGGGAAUGGAUACAGGUGGAUCUGGGCUUCCUGCGGUAUGUUUCAGCUAUAGGAACACAAGGAGCCAUUUCUAAGGAAACUAAAAAAGCUUACUAUGUUAAGACCUACAAAGUCAGCAUUAGCACCAAUGGGGAGGACUGGAUCAUGGUGAAAGAUGGCACCAAACACAAGGUGUUUCAAGGCAGUUACAACCCCACUGAUGAGGUUCGUGCCUUUUUCCCAAAACCUACAUUGACACGUUACAUACGGAUACGACCUCUAACAUGGGAACAAGGCAUCUGUAUGCGCUUUGAAUUAUAUGGCUGCAAGAUAUCAGUCUACUCCAGAUUGCUAGGGAGGAAGAGAAUACUGAUUGACUACUGUCCCAGGCUUGAUCGUCUAUCUUCCAAGGUCCUCCCACAGACACUAAACCUCUCUGACAGUGCGCUUCAUGCAGACUAUCCCUGCUCUAGCAUGUUAGGAAUGCUUUCAGGUCAAAUCUUGGACUCUCAGAUCUCUGUGUGGCCUGAGGUGGAGAGGGGCUGGUUACCCGAGCAGGCCAGGCUGCUAACAGGCCGCUCUGGCUGGGUGGCACCAUCUGUAUCACAUGGCAUAACAAACAGUUCCUGGUUGACAGUGGACCUUGGUAAUACCUACUGGGUCACCGCACUCAUCUUGCAGGGGGGAAAACACAAGAAUAAGAUCAUGUUUGUCAAACGCUUCAAACUGGUCUAUAGCACAGAUGGCUCUGACUGGCGAUACAUCCAGGUGGAUAACAGCAACAAAGCUAAGGUAUUCAUGGGGAACCAAAAUCAUGACACUCCAGAGGUGCGUUUCUUUAAGCCACUGACAAUGCGUUUUCUACGGGUAUAUCCUGAGCGUGGGUCGCAUGAUGGCAUGGCUCUCAGACUGGAGUUGCUGGGCUGUGACACCCGAUCACCAGCUGCCACUGUUCCAGAUGCUACUCAUCUUCCUCCUGCCACUACAAUGGUAACCACAGUGUGGCCAACUGCUAACAUUGCAGUAACCAACCCAGCAAUUGCAAGCAUAACCACAACAGAGGACUGUGAUGAAGAAUUUGCAGCUUAUCACAGUGGAACUGGCACAAGUGAAGACUAUGAGCCUAUGGGUACAAUGGCAGAGUCCACGGAAUCUGAUCCAGAGUUUGAGGUGACUAUUGGUCCAGCUGUACAAGAACCUGCAGAGUGUGAUUUUGAGCAGAGGUGUAAGGACUUUGUGUGGAGGUUUGGACAGUGGGAUGGAUCCAUGCUGAAGACACUGAACCCCAUUCUGAUUACCAUCAUCGUGAUGAGUGUCCUGGGUGUGUUGCUAGGGGCUGUGUGUGUUGCAGUGCUCUACUGUGCCUGCUCUCACAAUCCUAAGCAAACCACUUCUGCCCUUGAGAACUACAAGUUUGAACUGGUGGAUGGCCUCAAGCUCAAAAAAGAGAAAGAAAGCCCACAGAAAUCCUACACAGAGGCAUAAGGACCAAUGUUAUCCAAACUCUUAGCUAACACUCAAUCAAAGCUUGUGACUUUUCUCAGGAUAUGCAGUGAGAGGGUGCUCUAAAGAAAUGAUAAUGUACAGUUUAUUUUUAAUUACAACUUGGUUGGUUGGCCUGUUUUUGUCCUUGUUUAAUACUUGGGUGCUAGUAAUGGACCAAUCAAGAUAAAAGUAUUUACCCCCUGUACUUCUUUCAAGUGUGUGUGUGUGUGUGUGUGUGUGUGUUUGUAUGACCUAUGACUUUUGUUAAACUCAAAUAGAGCCUUCUUAGGUGUUUUUGUUUCCUUUUUAAAUUUGGUCUCAAAAACAAUUUUUGUUUGUCAUUUCCUAUUUCUGACAUCUUUUCUUAAAGUAUAUAUAGACACUAAGGUUCCAAAUUGACAGAAUAACUUACAAUCAGCAUUAAAAGCAAAAGAGAGCUUGGAAUCUUUGACAAGGUGGAUGGCCUUAUGGAUUUAUCAUUCAGCUGAAAGCUAUGAUGCUGAAGCAGAAGCCACACCCAGUGAGAAAUUGUGCAUACUGGCAGAGAAUGUGGCAAAGGCCAGGAGUGGAUUUUUCCUCCUUUGCUUACAUUUACAGCAUUUGGCAGAAGCCCUUAUACAGAGCGACAUUUGUCUCAUUUAUACAUUUGAGCAGUUGAGGGUUAAGGCACAAUCAUUUCCACAGAUAAGAAGAAUGCAGUGCACCCAACCAGGAUAUCUAACCCAAUAGGGUUUGGUUCUUGAUAUGGUCAUUUGAUGAUUUGAUGAUUAAUUUAUCAUUUCUUGAGUUCUAUCAUUUCUCAGUUAGAGAAACACAAAAAAUCCAGUCCUAAUCUAACUCACAAACAUGACUACUACAUUCCAAAGAAAUGAUAAAAUACUUGUUAACGUAUUGUUGAUAUGUAUGUAAUAAUGUAAUAAUGUUUACGUAUUGUUGAUUAAUAUUUUUUUUGUUGCAAAAGUUUUUUUUUUGUGAAAGUAGGUUUGUAAGUUUGUGAGCAUGUGUAUGUGUGUUCAUGCAUGCAUGUGUGUUAAAACAUAAAUUAUAUUAUUUUUGUAGUGACACACCUAAUCCGCAUGUUCUGCACUGACACCAUGCACUGACACACUAAUGUUUUUAUCAGUCCUGAUGCAACCCAUCUUCACAACUUUGAGCCAGUAACAAAUUCAGAUUAGUUUGGUGGUAUAUCAUAGUUACAAAACCUAAAAUAGUUACACUAUGAAUAAUAUGCUCAACCACACUGCAAAAACAAUAAAAACACAAAAAUACAUACCUUGUGAAAAGCAAAGGUAAAAAAACUCAUUAUUUUUUUUAAGCUAUUUUACUUCUCAGACCAAAUAUUUUAUACUUCAUAUUCUAUGAUAUAAAACAUUACACAUCCUCAAAAUUUAAAACCUGCAUUCUUCAGGGUUGAAUGACGAACAGAGAAUGUCUAUGUGAACUGGAAAUUACUUUAUAUAUAUAUACACUAAUCACAAAAAGUUAAGGAUAUUCACUUUCGGGUGAAAUUUCAGGAUGCACCUAAAAUGCACUAUAACCUUUACAGGUGAACUUAAUUGGACCUUCUCUACACUUUUGAAUGUACAUGUCCAACUGUUCAGAGUUUCAGUACAUUUUGCAUAACUUGCUGUUCUCUAACAAGGUGCUUAACGGCAAAAUUCACAACUGGUGUUUGAUCCAUGAAUCGACCAAGAAAUUUUCUGGUUCAAUUAGAAUUGGUAUUUAAACAGUCCUCUUCAUCAUACUGUUCACAUUUUGACAUCAUGAAACCAAGACGAUGCCUAACAAUUGAUCAACAGUACCUCGCCAUUGCAAGGCUUCAAACAGGAUGUUCUCAGAGGGAAGUGGCCACUGAGCUUAGAGUGUCACAAAGUGUCAUCAGCAGGUUGUGACAGAGAUACAGAGAGACUGAAAGAGUCACAGAAAGGCAUAGAAGUGGACGUCCUUCGGCCACAUCCCACAUUGAUGACCGCUUCAUUGUGAACAGUGCCCUGCGGAACCAGAUGAUGAAUGCCACUCAACUCCAGGCACAUUUAAGGGAGGUGAGAGGCACCCAAGUAUCACGUCAGACCAUUCGAAACCGUUUACAUCAGCAUGGUCUGCGUGCUAGAUGACCUGCAAGGGUACCUGACCACACCACCAGACACAGGCGUCGGGCAAGGGAGCAUUUAUGCUGGACGAGGGACCAGUGGGCCUCAGUGCUGUUCUCUGAUGAAAGUCAAUUCAUGUUGAGCAGAAAUGAUGGCCGUCAAUGAUGUUGGAGACGUCAAGGAGAGUGCUAUGCAUCAGCCACUGUUGUCACCAGACGAGCCUUUGGUGGUGGUGGUGUUACAGUCUGGGCAGGUGUGUCUACUCAAUACAGAACUGCCCUACAUCUUGUGACUGGUACAGUGACAAGCCAAUACUACCUGAAUAACAUCAUUAGUCAUUGUGCCCCUGCAGGAACAACACAGGCCUAAUUUCAUCUUCAUGGACGACAAUGCUCCAGCUCAUCGAGGUCGCAUCUUUAGGGAAUGGCUGCUGGAGGCUGGGGUACCUCAAAUGGAGUGGCCUGCACUUUCUCCAGACCUGAAUCCCAUAGAAAACCUAUGGGAUCAGCUGAGUUGCCGUGUAGAGGCUCAUAAACCUGCACCCCAGAACCUCAAUGACCUGAGGGCCGCCCUUCAGGAAGAGUGGAACGCCAUGCCUCAGCAGACAAUAAGUCGACUCGUGAACAGCAUGAGACAUCAUUGUUAAGCUAUAAUUGAUGGUCAAGGGCACAUGACAAAUUAUUGAGACAGUGACAAUUUUUGUUAUGGUAUACCCACCACCGUUGGCUUUUGUUUCAAUGAAUUGUUUGAGAUGAGGAAAUCACCAUUGCAUGCUUCUACUUAAAUGUCCUACUUUCAUGAUAUAAUAUCACUGUAGCGUGAACUUUU